Funneliformis caledonium is the source of this 366-nucleotide messenger RNA. Lineage: Eukaryota; Fungi; Glomeromycota; Glomeromycetes; Glomerales; Glomeraceae. The record is from the annotation of a GenBank genome assembly.
AUUAUUACUUUUAUCGUGACAUUAAUAAUCCUGGAGAUUAGCCUAGGUGGUAAAUUGCCAAUGCCCGAUCUUACACAGAAAUCUGUCGUGGUCUCUGAAUUAACAAAUGAGUCAAUUGCAAAAAGCAUUCGACAUAGUCUUUGGGGUGGGUUCACUCAAAGUAGUGGAGUAUUUACAAUCGGUGAAGUAGCGAAUUCUAAUGCAGGAUUUGUUGGAUCUUAUCAAGGAUAUAUGUAUAAUACUUUAGGUAUCUCCUAUUCAAAAUUACAACCUUUAUAUAUUACUCCUGGCAUAGUAUAUCAAGGAUCUGAGCAUGAUUUUAUGAAACUUCCAACGGCAAGUGAUCUAUUUAAUCGUGCGCUCUGA